This is a messenger RNA of Anthostomella pinea, 819 nucleotides long. The record is from the annotation of a GenBank genome assembly. NCBI's taxonomy places the organism in Eukaryota, Fungi, Ascomycota, Sordariomycetes, Xylariales, Xylariaceae.
AUGCCUCCCCAAUCGUCGGCUCAGAAGGCCGCUAUUGCCAGCUUCGUCUCGAUCACAGGAGCGUCAGAAAGAAUCGCCACCAGAUUCCUUAAGAAUGCCGCUUACAAGCUGGACGCAGCUAUCGAUACGUACUUCCAGUCCACUGGUAGUAGUGGUGCCGGGAGCGCGUCUGUUGCAAAUAAAGAAGCCCAGCUCACUAAGGCCUUUGAUAGCCUGAGAAAUGAUAAGGAAGACACGAAAGACGUUCUCGGUGCGGAUUCGUCUAUGAAGUACCUGCAGUCACUUGGAGUCAAUAUCGAAGACGCAUCGCUUUUCAUCGCCAUGGAGCUGUUUCAGGCGCCCAGCAUUGGUGAAAUUCCGCGAGCUGGUUUCGUCAACGGCUGGAAAGAAGCUGGGGUCGAUGCCAAACCAGAAGCCCAAAAGGCGCACUUCCGGCGCCUCAUUGCCUCGAUGCCCAAAGAUCGCGAGCUCUUCCGCAAAGUCUACCGUUAUACCUUCGUCGUUGGCAAGGAAGGAGACCAACGAUCUCUGACCCUAGAUAACUCCAUCAUCUACUGGGACAUGCUCUUCAAGGAGCCCGGCCAAGCCUGGGUGGGACAGUCUGGCACCAAGUGGCUGGACGAGUGGUCAACUUUCUUGCGUGAGAACUGGGAGCGCUCGGUCAACCGCGACAUGUGGAACCAGACGUUGGAGUUUGCCUUGAAGAGCAUCGAGGAUGAAUCGCUCGGCUUCUGGAACGAAGACGGUGCCUGGCCCGGCGUCAUAGACGACUUUGUCGCGUGGUACAAGCGAAAGUCGGAGAUGGACGUUGACGCUUAG